Molecule: messenger RNA, 5751 nt
Organism: Morchella importuna
Lineage: Eukaryota; Fungi; Ascomycota; Pezizomycetes; Pezizales; Morchellaceae
Exons: 9
Coding region: 1-5751 (1916 amino acids)
Biological process (GO): regulation of gene expression; establishment of protein localization to chromatin; replication-born double-strand break repair via sister chromatid exchange
Cellular component (GO): Scc2-Scc4 cohesin loading complex
Molecular function (GO): chromatin binding
Source: RefSeq, a predicted model, not a curated record
AUGAACGGCCUACCACCCGACUUCUAUCUCCCUCCCGCACAGGGCAGAUCUCAGCUACCCCCCAUCGAUGUCGAUGAUGCCCUUCAGUACACACCUCUCUCAUCAGUCGUUCCUUUGUCCGCUGAAAUAAUAACCCUGCCGGCACUAACAUCCACCGGAGUAUCCUCGAUUUAUCAAUCCGAACCAGAACGCCGCCAUAUUUGCCAAACCUUGGACAACCUUGACAGGGAAGCAGGUCAUGAUCCGGGAUCAAAAGUGGUACGGAAGUACUUGUCGGAUAUAAGCUCUCAUAUUUCCACAUCUAGCGGUGGGACUGAAUUUCGUUUCAAGUCACUCGGAAAGGGAGCGAACGAAUGGUCUUCGAGAGUAUCGGUGGGAGCGCAGGGGGGUAUUCUCAAACAUGGAAAGAUUGGGAAGUUCGGGGAAAUGGUGUUGAAUAAGAGCAAUGUCACUUUCAGAUAUCCAAUAUCCUCAAUAGGUGGUCCGAAACCGGCACAACAAACUCAGACACAACCGCCGAGUCAUGACCAAAAUCAUGCACCGAACUAUACCCCGAAUUAUGAUCCAAAUUAUCCCCAAAAUAAUUAUACCCCGCCGACACAGAAUUUUCAAACGCCACACAGUUAUAAGAAUAAGAACCGGCUUCCUGCGGCGACACCUCAAACCCCUAGUAGUACAUCCACUGCGGUACCAUCCAACGGGUUCCAUAAACCCAGCCCUAUACAGCAGAACUUUCACCAAAAGCAGUCUAUUCCUGCUCAAAACUAUCACCAGCAAGUCCAGACCCCAAAUCACAUACAACUACCGAAAAAAGAACGACCUAUCCAGAAGAGUGAACCUCCCGAGCUCGUCAACGGUGAUUAUAUUCAAUCUCCUACAGCGCCUGUAACAACUCAAAGAGCCGAGUUUGUGAAAAUACCCCCACCACCACCAUCAUUCGACCGCUCACAGUACGUGAAACAUACCGAAAUCGAGAGGAAAGUCCGCAAACCAAAGCCUGUAGGGACAACCAGUACAUCAAAGUCAAGAAAACGCAAACGUUCUCAUUCCGACGCCGAAGAUGAAGAACGGUUGGCUUCUGGUGUGGACCAGAGAGCAAAGGCGGAGAGUUUAUUGAAGGGGCUUCAGAGUUUUAUGAAUUCUAUCUUCGAGGCUGAAGACAAUCUUUCUCCCGACACCUCAGACCGUGUGGGGGAUAAGAACUCGAAAAUGUGGAUGACGAGUACAUUGGGUGGUGAGUCGCCAUGUUUAUCGACGGCAGUACAAACCAAGCUCGAAAAUGCCAUACAGAGGGUCAUUUCUUUUGCACGAUUUGGGGAAAUUCCCGUGGAUGAUUUGACGAGGCUACAGAAGAUCUGCGAAAGCUCUUUGAAACUGGCAGAGAACACAGAUGUCAUGGUGAAGGAGGAGGAAAGCGAACUAGCCACCCAAGAAUGGCUAGAAAGGGUAAAUAUUAUUGAUAAUGGCCUCAAAACUGCUAAAACAGUGCUACGCAUCAUGGUAGGUGGAAGAGAAGAAAAGCAGAUAUAUUCCGAGGAUCUAUUAGCCGGAGUUUUAUCAGUGCUCAAAAACCUCAUUGAGACAACUGUCAAUCCCAUGAUUGAGAUGCGUUCAACAGGCGAGAAGCUGGCAAUUUUCAAAGUAGCGGCGGCCCACAAGAAAAUCCUUGGAGGACUAUUACACGAGAUUACGAGUGUAUUCGCACUACUAUCGAAACUGCUUGCGAUGGAGGAGGUAACGGAAGGAACUAUCACGACAAUGGAAUUUAUCGCAGUCUCGGUUAUCUUUAUUGAGAAUGCAUCAAACGAGAAAGAUUCAGUGUUUGGUGUUCAAAAGGUUGAAAGGUUCCGGGUUGCAGCAAUGGACGUACUGGCAAAAAUAUUCGCAAGGUAUCCAGAUCAGAGGACUUUCAUCUUUGAUGAGAUCCUUACAAGUCUCGAAAAGCUCCCUGUUAACCGGCAGAGCGCACGCCAAUUCAAACUCGUUGAAGGAAAGAAUAUCCAACUGGUAAGUGCGCUGAUUAUGCGCCUUGUACAGACCAGUGGGACCUAUCAAGGACGUAAACGAAAACAAGGCUUAGUCACAGAUGAGGAUGGCGAGGUAAUACUAGAGAAAGAUGAAGAGGAAAUCCAAGAAUCUGGAGAAGGAAUUGAAGGAAUAGAUCGAAUGAACGCAGUUGACAGGCUACACAUGAUGUCGAAUCCAUUGCUUGAUUCUGCGCAGAAGAAUGCAGCAUAUGUCGUUAACUUCUUGGUACAGCGGGCGAUGAAGUCGACCAAGACAGGGGAUCAGCCUUAUAGAGUUCUAAUGGAUAUUUUUACAGAAGAUUUCAUCGCUGUUCUAGGCUCGCCGGAAUGGCCAGGCGCAGAGUUGCUACUGCGGUCCAUUCUGGGAAGCAUGUGUACCAUUGUCGAUGGGGAUAAGCAAACUGCACCCGCCAAGUCUAUGGCCUUGGACCUACUAGGCCUUAUGGGCAGCGCGAUCUGCGAUGUCGUCGUUCACCUCCGGGAGAGUCACCGCAAUAGAGAAAGCCUGGGUGACUCUGCAGAUGGUCACAUCGUUGUAUUAACUGAAAAGUGCCUAGAGAGCAGUAUUGGCGGUACAAAUGGUGGCAAUGUACCGACUGCUAUUGAAGAAGAACUGAUUGACUGGGAGGGCCCAUUCAGAUACGCACUUGAACACCUGUUACAGAUGAUGUCAUCCGAUGGUAGCUUGCAGAGCGCUUGUGGUUAUUAUUUAACUGCCUGGAGCGCACGAAUCUGUAACCUUUUUGAGAAGGUUGGAGAUGUAGUGGAUGAAGAUGAGGAUGAUGACGGAAUGCGGGAUGAGCUUGUGAGGGUGGCGGGAAAUCUGAAAAGGAUCACGUUGGACAAGAGCUGGAUCGAUGAUGACUUUGAUGUGGAGAAGAUAUCUCAAACGGCCAUCAGGCAGGCAUAUGUGCUAACGGUCUUGCAUAUGCCUUUCUGCAUGAGCUUUGAACAUAUCCUCAAUCGGUUGCUUCGAUCAGUCGACGAUAAUCAGGCCACGACUAGGAGUAAGGGCUUAAAGGCUAUUUUACAACUUUUACAGAAGGACCCUGGGAUUUUGAAGCGGCCACAAGUCGUUCCAUUUAUUAUCAAAAGGUUAAAGGACCCGUCCCCCUUGGUCAGAGACUCAGCCGUCGACCUCAUCGGGAAGUGUAUUCAGCUGCAGCCAGAUCUUGAAGAUCAAGUCUAUAAAAGUAUACUUGAACGUGCAUCCGAUGCUGGAGUCGGCGUGAGAAAGAGGGCGAUGAAAAUUCUCAAAGAUAUAUACUUAAGAAGUAAGAAAGAGGUUGUCAAGGUUGCCAUUGCAGAGGCAUUAGUGCAGAGAAUUAAGGAUAAUGAUACUAGUGUUUCGGAAUUGGCAAGGAAGACCUUUGAGGAGAUUUGGAUAACGCCCUUCUAUGGCCACAUUGGAGAGGAGGAAACGGAAACUGCGCAGCAAGUUCAAUCAGAAAUUAGUCCACAGAUGAAACUAAUCGUCAAUGAAAGGGUUUCAGUCAUUGUUAAGGUGGUGCAGAAGGAGGUCAUGUUGACAGUUUUACAUGAUGUUAUCAAGUCUCUGUUGCAUUCAGAAACGAAAAACUGUACUAUGAACUUUAGGGUUUGUAAGACAAUGGUCGGAUCAAUGUGUGAUGAUCUUCUUGACCGGCAAGGCGACUCUGAUAAGGCCGAGAGACAAAGUACGCUACAAACUUUGACAGUAUUUGCUCGGGCAAACCCAAAAUUGUUCACUCCCGAACAGCUCAUAAUGUUACAGCCUUAUAUUGAGAACUUAACGGCACAGGACGAUCUCCAUGUCUUCCGGUCUGUCAUCGUUAUAUUUCGAUGUGCUUUACCGGUCCUAUCAAACCUACAUGUGGGAUUUUUAGCAACUGUUCAACAGAGCUUGCUGAAGAACCUGUCACGAUUGCCUUCACCAGAAUUGAAAGAAGUAAUUUCCUGUCUUUGGACUAUCAACGGGGUGUUGAAGAACCCAGAGCGGUUGAUUCGAGUGACAAUUUCCUGUUUAACAAAUAUACUCAAGUCGAAAGGAAAGUCGAUUGAAUCAAAAGCAGAAGCGAGCCGAUUGGUCCGGACACUUCAUAUUCUUGGUUUGUUUGGGAAGAACUGCAACUUCGAGAAUGAGACGAAGAUGUUUAAGGAUGCUUUUCCGCAGUGGAAGGGCCCGUCGGUCUCGGGCUUGAUUACAGAUACUAUCAUACCUUUCUGUGAACCAUCGAUGAAUUCUUCUGUCAGAAAAGCUGCGCUGGAAAGCUUAUGCCACGUCUGCCAAACUCAUGCAGUCCACUUCCUAAAGCCGCAGAUUCUGAAGGCAUUUGAUCAGGUUUUUGACGUUGGUGAUAAGGAUCUCAUGAACCUUGUUCUUUUAGGAAUCAAGGGUUUCCUCCAAACUGAGGAGAAACGAAGUGAAUUCGGGGCCGUGGAGGCUUCGGGCAAAGAAAAGGAUGCCAUUGGCGGCAACAACGAAGAAAACGGGAGGUUAGACCAGCUAGCUAAUGCAAACCAGAAUGAUGGCGUAAGCACCAGUUUAGCGCAAAAAUACCUCAAGAAUAUCAUCCAAAUCUCAAUGGCUAGUCAGGAUGUGUAUGCACUCACAGCAACAGAGGUGAUUGGGAGUAUUUUGAGGCAGGGAUUGGUACAUCCUAAGGAGUGUGUGCCUGCACUGGUUGCGUUAGAAACUUCGACGAAUCCUACAAUUCAAGCUAUUUCAUUUAGGGAACACCGAACGCUACACUCGAAGCACGAGACUAUUGUCGAAAGAGGCUACAUGGAUGGUGUGAAAUCCUGCUUUCUUUACCAACGUAACGUUAUUGGAGAUGGGUCCGGUGCUACAGCGAACCCAUUCAUGUCGAAAAUGAGACCGCUCUACGAGAUUGUUAAGACAAGUCGUAAGGUUCGAAAGAAGCUUUUGGGGAACAUGACCAUGAGCGUCGAUUUCGAACCUACAAAGCUGGAACUACCAAAUCAUCUCGAAUACUCAAAAUUUGUUAUUGAGAACUUGGCGUUCUUUGAAUACGGAACUCUAGAUGAACUUUACCAAGUCGUGACAACUAUGGAACGAGUUGUUGCUGGUACAGGAAUGACGGUUGCGCAUUCAAUAGAGACAGAUAUCUUUUUCAUCAAGAUCGACGUUCCAGAAAACGAGAAGAGUGCAAUGACAGUCGACCCAGAAAAACUGAAGACUCUUUCUGCGGCUGCGGGGAUUCUUUCAAUGCUUUGGGAAGCUCGAACGUACCUCCGGAAACUCUAUGCACUAAACGAUAACAAAAGCCGCGACUACAAAGCGAACAAAGUUAACGCAAAAGACAUGAAUAAGGCACCAAGUCGCAACACGAAUUUUUCGGCUACAGGAGUCUGGCAAUCCAUUAGAGAUACAACGCGAAAUCUUGAGACAGAUGAAGGGAGGAUGAGACAAUGCAGGGAAUUUGUGGAGACUUUGAGUGUGGAUAACGAGUUUAAACUCGCGGCGGAGGGAGAAGAUCUAGAUGAUAUUGAUGCCGCCGGUGAUAGGAUAACCCCCGGGGCGGAGAGCGAUCAUGAAGGUGGUAGUAAUGGCGUUCACGAUAUAAUGGGUGCGGUUAUACUAGGCGGCCAUGCCGGCGGUGUCCCGAUGACGCCGAGCUCGAAGGGCAAAAAAAGGAAGGUCCCAGGCAACACUCCAGAGAAGGGUGUUGGGAGAGUGAAGAAGAAGCCCAAGCCGAGAUCAAACAAACCCAAAAAGGAGUAA